AUGGCGGAAAUCGCGAAGCAGGCCGCGGAGGAGGCGGCGAGCUGGGAGGACAUGUGCCGGGCCAUGGGUGGUCCUCCGGCCAAGAAGCUCAAGGGUGUCAAGUCUUUAGGGAAGGGGAAGUACGCAGCUGAGAUCUGGAUGAAGGAAGUGGGGCGCACGGUAUGGCUCGGAACAUUCCCGUCCCUCAAGCUCGCCGCCUGCGCCUACGAGCUCGCGGCCAGGGGAAUUCUGUGGCGGGGGCGCAAGGCCAGCCCCAACUUCGAGGUAAUUCCUUCCCCGGCCUUGCGUCGAGAGUUUGAGGAGGAGCUGGACAAGCAGGAACUCCACCACAGGGGGCAUGAGGGUUCUCGUCGUCGCCCUGCUUGUCUCGUUCACUUCAGGCCAGCAGCCAACCUGUUCGGCCCGCCCAUCACCGUCGUCAGGGCGCCGGUGCAGGCCCCGGCGGAGAGCUGCGUCAGCACCACCCUGGAGACUGGUCCGGAGGCUUCUUCUUCUUCGUCUGCAGGCGAGGGCCAGCGCGCCUCCAGUGGUCGCCGGGCGUUCAUGGCCCCGAUGCUUAAUCCUAAUCUUACCUUCGUUGCAGAGCCUGUCACUGGCGACAACUUCACCACCGACGCGUGGUCUCGUGGCGUCCUGUAG
Molecule: messenger RNA, 639 nt
Organism: Brachypodium distachyon (stiff brome)
Lineage: Eukaryota; Viridiplantae; Streptophyta; Magnoliopsida; Poales; Poaceae
Product: ethylene-responsive transcription factor CRF6
Exons: 1
Coding region: 1-639 (212 amino acids)
Biological process (GO): regulation of DNA-templated transcription
Molecular function (GO): DNA-binding transcription factor activity; DNA binding
Source: RefSeq, a predicted model, not a curated record